UUAUUUAAAAUGACAUGAACUGUACAUACGAAAUAUAUGUGUGUGUGUGUGUGUGUGUGUAUGAAGGUGUAGAGAAGCCUUUUGUCAGGUUUUAUGAAGUUUUUUAUUUUAUUUUGCAUGUUCAGAAAUUCAGUUUUUCUUUUCGUUGCCUCAGGGCAACGUUGUGCGAUAAGGGGUACUUUUCAAGGAUGUCUUUGCUGACAAUGUGUUUGGACAUUAUCACAUAUUAUCACAUGUAUUAGUGCACAAUAUAAGCUCUAAAUAUAGUUGUAUUUUUUAUUUAAUUUGACUUCUUUUAACACAUUUUGACAGAAAAAUGGACAAGAUUGUCCUAUGGAAGAAAAGAGCAGGAUCCGCAUCUGACAGUGAGAUAGACAGCAGUGACAGUGAGGUGGAGUGGAAUGGAGAAAAAGAUACCAUAUGCCAAGAUGAAGACACAGAUGAAGAUGACAGUCUGUCUGAAGAUAACAGUAGUUUUUCCAAGACCCCUCGAUGGAAAACAUGUCACACCACUGCCUCUCCAGUACUCCCUGAAUGGUUACUCAUCCCUCCAUCAGCCGAUUAAUUUUUGUCUCCAUACCAAUAUUUCAAAAGUCUUCUCUCCGACGACCUCUUUGAGCUUAUUGUUAAUGAGUCAAACCUGUACAAUCCUGUACAUCCAGUGCAAUCCUGCCAAGCUGCUUAACCUUACUGUUCAAGAACUUGAACAGUUCUUUGGCACUGUGCUCCACAUGUCGUUAUUUGGUCUUCCAGCCACCUGCAUGUUUUGGAGCCAAAGUAGCCGUAUUGCACAUGUUGCUGAUGUGAUGCCUCUUGCACGAUGGGAGGCUAUCCAUAGAUUUCUCCAUUUCAGUGACAACAGUUGUCAGCCCACGAGAGAUAUGGCUGACUAUGAUGAGCUAUUCAAGAUUCGGCCUCUCCUAAAUCACAUCUUUACCAAGCUGAAACAACUUCCUAUGCGUGAGACAUUGAGUGUGGAUGAACAAAUGGUGCCAUUUAAAGGCAAGAGCAGAAUCAAGCUGUACCUACCCAGUAAACCAAGAAAAUGGGGUUACAAAAUACUGGUCCUUGCUGGAUCAGAUGGUGUUCCACACAAUUUUGAAGUUUAUACUGGGAAAGCUGUCCAUCUACCUGAGCUUCCAGAUAUAGGGGCAAGUGGGAAUGUAGUACUGCACCUGGCAGAACCAGUACUGAAGAAUAGGAAUUUCAAGUUGUUCUUUGACAACUGGUUUAGCUCAGUCCCACUGAUGCUCGUGAUGUCCCAGCAAGGCAUCCACUGUCUAGGUACGAUGCGCUCUAAUCGCUUGCCAGGAAGUUCCAUGAUGCUAGACACUGAUCUGAAAAGAUCUGUCCGUGGGUCCUUCCAGGAAAAAAUGGCCUAUGUUUGAGAUACCAAGCUGCAUGCAGUCAAAUGGUAUAACAACAGGCCAGUCACCCUCCUCAGUAGCUACGUAGGUUCUCACCCUGUAUACCAUGUCGACAGAUGGGACAAAGACCAAAAGAAAACCAUCAAGGUCCCAUGCCCUGCAGCAAUAUCCACAUGUUGGAUUCACUGAUUGCUUUAUAUCACACCAACAUCAGGUCAAAGAAAUGGUACCACCGCCUUGUCUUUUAUUUCAUAGAUAUGGCAGUGGUAACAUGUUGGCUCAUCUACAGAUGGGAUUGUGCUGACAAUGGAAUGGCAAGAAGUGACCACAUGCGCCUUUAUGCCUUCAAGUCCCUAAUUGCACACAGUCUGUGCAAAUCCAAAAAAGAUGCCAGGAAGGGAGGGCGAACCAGUGGUGGGAUUUCCCAACAGUAUGAAGAGAAGAGGAGGAAGCAAGGGUCCACGGCUCCCAUCCCUAACCAGGAUGUCCGCUUGGACAAUACCUCACACUGGCAAAUAAUGUGUGACAAGAAGGGAAGAUGCAGGGUUCCUGGGUGCACAGAAACACCCAAAGUGAUGUGCAAAAAGUGUAGCAUACACCUAUUUCACAGCAGAGAAAACUGCUUCUGAAGUUUCAAACGGAGUGAAAUCUCAUUACAUGAAGUACAUGAUAUGACACAACACACUACAUGAUACAAACCUAUGCCUGUAUCAAAUCCAAUAUAUCAAUGUGUUUCAAGUGUUUUUCCAUUUUUACUUAAUGAUUUCUAGACAUUUUUGAAAAAGAUUUGUGAUUUUGUAUUGCUCUCUGAGCAUUGUCUUGUGAUAUGUGAAUUAAUAAUUUUCUCUAUGGUUCUAUACCAUUGUUGCACAACGUUGCCCUAAGGCAAUGAAAAAAUUAAUUAAUCAAAUUGUUUUUUUGUUUUUUUUUUAUCAAUAAAAUGUUCCCAAAUGAACCAAGAAAUGAUGUGGAAUCAUUUUUAUCAUGUACCAUCAAAAUGUUUGCAGUAGAGGGUUAAAUCAAGAAAAUAAUUUACAAAUAGGGUAAGAAAAAUAACUUAAUUCAAGAUCAAUUCUCUGAAAACCAGUCUUUAUAUCUUAUGCAAUUUUGUUUCUCAAGCAAAUUUAUCUUGUUUUAAGGAUGUUUAAAUAUUUUACUUUAAAAAAUAAAAUAAAAAAAUAAAAAAAAAAGAUAAAAAUACUGAUUUAGGAAAUAUUUUUUGCAGUGCAACACUUUGGCUUUAUUUGGACCUUAAACUAAUAUUCCGGGUUUAACACAAGUUAAGCUUAAUUGACAGCAUUUGUGGCAUAAUAUUGAUUACCACAAAAAAUUAGUUUGACUCCUCCCCUCUUUUCAUUAAAAAAAGCAAAAAUCUGGGUUACAGUGAGGCACUUACAAUGGAAGUGAAUGGGGCCAAUGUUUUGAGGGUUUAAAAGCAGAAAUGUGAAGCUUAUAUAUAUAUAUAUAUAAGCACUUACAUAAAUUCUUCUGUUAAAACUUGUGUAUUAUUUGAACUGUAAAAUCAUUGUUUUACCGUCAUUUUAGGGUUUACAGAAUAACAUCUUUAUGGUAACGAAGUUGUAAAAUUGGAUAACUUUACACAGAAAAGGUUAGUAAGCGAUUUUAUCACCCUAAAAUCAUUUUAACAUGCAUAUUUCAUACGUCUUGUGGUUAUACAUUUGAAACGGUGAGUAUUUUAAUUCUUACAGAUUGGCCCAUUCACUUCUAUUGUGUGCCUUGAAUUAAUUAAUGACCAUUUUCUAUGCUUGUUUGUCCUUUUCUUGCUGUCUAUUUUUAGACAUGUCUGUGUUUUCCUUUUUGUUUCGUGUCAGCUUAAGGUUCUCUGUCUGUUUCUCUUAAGCAACUGAAG
Myxocyprinus asiaticus (Chinese sucker) is the source of this 3237-nucleotide messenger RNA. Its product is annotated as piggyBac transposable element-derived protein 3-like. The record is from RefSeq and is a predicted model, not a curated record. The transcript has 2 exons. Lineage: Eukaryota; Metazoa; Chordata; Actinopteri; Cypriniformes; Catostomidae. Bases 402 to 1388 code for a protein of 328 amino acids.